CUGUUGCAGUUGUCUCUUUCACCAGCACAAACGUGAACGUGUCAACUCAACGCAUUUGUUUUCCUUUGCGUUUUCCUUAAUUUUGACCAUAUUUCAUACAAAAUGGUGGACGACAGCACUCGGAAAACUCUGAGCAACAUUCCCUUGCUGCAGACUCGCGCUGGGCCACGUGAAAAGGAUGUCUGGGUGCAGAGACUUAAGGAGGAGUACCAGGCGUUGAUUAAGUAUGUUGAGAAUAACAAACAGUCCGGCAGCGAUUGGUUCCGACUAGAAUCUAACAAGGAGGGCACCAAGUGGUUCGGAAAGUGCUGGUACAUGCACAACCUGUUAAAAUACGAAUUCGACGUGGAGUUCGACAUUCCAGUGACGUACCCAACAACUGCGCCGGAAAUCGCCCUUCCGGAGCUUGAUGGCAAGACAGCGAAGAUGUACCGUGGUGGCAAGAUUUGCCUGACGGAUCAUUUUAAACCCCUGUGGGCACGCAAUGUUCCUAAGUUUGGAAUUGCCCAUGCUAUGGCUCUAGGUCUUGCUCCUUGGCUGGCUGUGGAGAUUCCGGACCUCAUCGAGAAGGGUAUCAUCACAUACAAGGAAAAGUAACUAACCUAAUUAUAUGGAAUUACUGGCAACAAAAAAAUGAACAAAGUUUGAUAUGAAAGUUA
This is a messenger RNA of Drosophila eugracilis, 659 nucleotides long. It is a transcript of the gene Ufc1, whose product is annotated as ubiquitin-fold modifier-conjugating enzyme 1. Gene Ontology annotation, biological process: protein K69-linked ufmylation. Gene Ontology annotation, cellular component: cytoplasm. Bases 103 to 597 code for a protein of 164 amino acids. NCBI's taxonomy places the organism in Eukaryota, Metazoa, Arthropoda, Insecta, Diptera, Drosophilidae. The transcript has 3 exons. The record is from RefSeq and is a predicted model, not a curated record. Gene Ontology annotation, molecular function: UFM1 conjugating enzyme activity.